AUGCUCAAGGACAAGCGUGCCGCCUUCCUGCGGCAGCAGGAGCGCGUGCAGGCGCGCACCGUCGUUGACCAUGCCGCCGCCACAGCCGCCAGGCGCCAAGCCGCCCCUUCCCCCGCCGCCGUUGCGCCGGCGAGCACCGCUGUCGCGGGGGAAGUUGCGGGGAGCGGAAAGGGCAUUGCGGUGGGGUUUCAGGGGCUGCAGGCGGAGAACUGGCUGGCAGACGCGGGGAAGUACGAGGCGGUGCUGCGCGUGCGACAGCUGCCGCUGGGGCAGAAGAUCAAGAAGGUCAUCGACCUCCUCUUCCGGGUAAGCGCGCCGCCACGCCUGCCCCUCCUUCCCCUCCUUCCCCUCCCUCCACGCCCUCCCCCUCCUUCCCCUCCCUCCCCGCGCUCCUCCCUCCACGCGCUCCUCCCUCCACGCUCAAUUCUCCUCACCCCCCCUCACGCUGAGCGGCAGGGGCUGACGGCGGAGCAGGUGGAGGCGGUGACGAUGGUGGACGUCACCACCAGCCGCGAGCUGCAGGCCAGCCUGCGCGCCAACCCCAAGGUCGCCGUGCAUGGCAACACCUACAUCUACAAGGCGAAGCACGAGCUGGCAGGGCGGGACGACCUGCUGAGGCUGAUCCGCGAGCACAAGGACGGCAUCCCCAUGGGCGACGUGCGCGACUCCUACAGCGGCGUGGCAGCGCACGUGCAGGAGCUGCGGGCGUUGGGGCAGGCGUGGGUGCUGUUCAACGCGGACAGCGGCGACGAGGUGCUGUUCCCCAACGACCCGCGCAUCGCCAUCAAGGUGGACCCCGACAUCCGCGCUCUCUUCCGCCGCAUUGACCUGCCGCGCGACCUCACCGACCUUGAGAAGGAGCUGCAGCGCUGCGGCCAGAACCCCGCCAUGCCCGCCGUGCGCCGCCUGCAGGCCCUCGAAGGCGCCAUGACCGCGCAGACACAAAAGCCCAAGGCGAAGAGGAAGCGAGAGUCGAAGCGCACCAAGUACACCAACAACCAUCUGCCAGAGCUCUUCGCCAGCACACCCAUGUGA
Closterium sp. Naga37s-1 is the source of this 1035-nucleotide messenger RNA. The record is from the annotation of a GenBank genome assembly. Lineage: Eukaryota; Viridiplantae; Streptophyta; Zygnematophyceae; Desmidiales; Closteriaceae.